This is a messenger RNA of Diatraea saccharalis (sugarcane borer), 1920 nucleotides long. NCBI's taxonomy places the organism in Eukaryota, Metazoa, Arthropoda, Insecta, Lepidoptera, Crambidae. The record is from the annotation of a GenBank genome assembly.
AUGGACGCUAUUGAUAGCGAAGAGUUCUCUGCAUGGUUGUCUCCACAUUUAUCAAAACCUACUUUUGCAAUAUGCAAAUCUUGUAAUAAGGAGAUAAAUAUAUCGUCGGGGUACGACGCUCUUAAAAAACAUGCCAAAUCUAAGCUUCACGAAAAUAGUGUUAAGAGCUUAGCUGUUCAACCAAAAUUGACAGACUUUGUCAGUAAAGAAGUUACUCAGUUUAAACAUCAAGUGAAAGAAGGUGAAAUCCGGAUUCUUGGGUUUGUAGCUGAGCAUAAUCUUCCAUAUAAUAUUACUGAUCAUCUUUCUAAAUUAGUUGUACAGAUUUGUCCAGACUCUAAAGUUGCAAAAAGUUUAAAAUGCUCACGUCCAAGAGUGCAGUCUAUCGUCGAAAAUGUCAUCGGUGCAGAGAGUUUCGCAGAACUAUGUGAAGAUUUGCGUAAUAUUAAAUUCUCGUUGGUUAUUGAUGAAUCAACAGACUUAUCAACGACAAAACAUCUUUGCAUGGUGGCAAGAUAUGUUAAAAAUAAUCAAGUACGUGAUUCUUUUCUCGCGCUGAUUCCCCUUUCUUCAGCAGAUGCCACCACACUUUAUGAAAGCAUUGUAAAGUUUUUCAUGGACAAAAAUAUUCCUUAUAAAGAUAACUUGAUUGGAUUUGCAUCCGAUGGUGCAAAUAUAAUGAUGGGACAAAAACAUUCAGUGAUGGUUUUAUUAAAAUCAGAAAUCCCAAAUUUAUUCAUCAUGAAAUGCAUAUGCCAUUCGUUUCAUUUAUGCGCAUCUUAUGCUGGCGAGAAGAUCCCUCGAUUCGUUGAAGAUUUAGUCCGGGAUAUUUACAAUUACUUCGGUUCAAGUCCGAAAAGAACAAAAGAGUAUGAAGAGUUUCAAAUAUUUUGCCAAUUAAAAAUUCACAAGAUUUUACACCCUUGCCAGACGAGAUGGUUAUCGGUACAUGCAGCUGUUAGUCGGAUUCUAGAGCAAUAUCCUGCCCUGAAAUUAUAUUUCAUCGAUGCUGCCGCCUCACAAAAGGAGUUGCUAAUUGCCACAAAUAUUUUGCAGAAAUUGAACGAUCCGGUAACUCUUUUAUUCCUUAAAUUUUUAGAUUUUGUUUUGCCAAUCUUUAACCAACUGAACAAAGAAAUGCAAGCGGAAGGUGCUAGAAUUCACAUUUUAUACUCGCAUGUGUGUGCAUCCUUGAAAACUCUGUUAGACUGCUUUUUAAAGAGGUCUUACUUAAAUGCAACUAACACUGAAGAUGUGAACUUUAAAAAUCCUCAUAACUUUUUGGAUAUGCGUGAGAUGUACUUUGGAGCAAAAGUUAUGGAUACUUUACUGAAUGAUAACAGUUUGACUGCAGAUCAGUUGAAUUUAUUUCAAACAAGAUGUCUACAGUUUUAUAUUGAAGCAUCUGAGCAAAUUAUCCAAAGAUUUCCCCUUAAAAACAACCCAUUGAAAGACUUAAAUAUUUUGGCACCAGAAAAUGUAAAAAAAGGAAUUCACUCAAGUGUAAUACCACUUUGUAGAGCAUUUCCCGGACUCGUUGAUGCGAAAGACUACCAGAACAUUGAUACACAGUGGCGCCUGCUUAGGAACACUCAAGAAAUUAAUGUGUUUAAAGAUGAUGCCGAAGAUUUCUGGGCAAAUGUGGCUCAAAUGAAAGGCGGUGACGGUACACCAUUAUUUGGACUAGUGACUUCAUUCAUUUUUAACAUUUUUUCUUUACCGCACUCGUCUGCGAACGUGGAGAGAAUUUUUUCUGCGGUAAAUUUAAUGAAAACCAAAAACCGCAACCGCCUGUCAACUGAUGCUUUAGUUGGGCUUUUACACACUAAGAGACACAUAGGCGGUAGAAACUGCUAUGAUUUUAAUAUACCUAAAACCAUGUUCAGUAAACUUUCAUCGCAAGGUUGGUAUAACAAAUAA